AUGGGUCUCAGGCGCUUGUGGAAAUUGCGAAUCCCAGACGAAGUAGAGUCUGCUCAAGUCGCGCCUCUACUUUGUGCAGGACUUAUUGUCUAUUCCGCUCUUAAGCGCAGCAUGACCGUACCUGGCCAGUGGGUUGUCAUUUCUGGCACAGAGGAUGGACUGGGACACCUGGCAGUUCAAUUUGCCAGCAAGAGGAUAGGGUUACGUCUCAUCGGCAUUGACCAAGGGCAAAAAGCCGAAUUGGCCAAGAACUCAGCUUCCUACCGACGAGGACUGUAUGGAUUUGUCAAUUCUCUAACUGGACGACUUGGGGCUCACACUGUCAUUGUCUGUACCGCGGCCAAUAGUGCCCACAGUCAAGGGGUUCAAUUUCUAAGAUUCGGCAGCACUCUGGUUUGGGUUGGGCUCCCAGCAGGUGAACAAAAGCCGAUCGCUAGCGCCACUCCUGGGGGUUUGAUAGCGAAACAAUUGAAAAUUAUGGAGUCGGCUGUUGGCAACCGUAUUGUGCCGAGGAGGUGUUGUAGUUCGCUGCUCGGGGAGUCGUUCAGGCCCACAUACAGACGGUGCUAA
Molecule: messenger RNA, 570 nt
Organism: Penicillium hordei
Lineage: Eukaryota; Fungi; Ascomycota; Eurotiomycetes; Eurotiales; Aspergillaceae
Exons: 3
Coding region: 1-570 (189 amino acids)
Source: RefSeq, a predicted model, not a curated record